Molecule: messenger RNA, 687 nt
Organism: Macrobrachium nipponense
Lineage: Eukaryota; Metazoa; Arthropoda; Malacostraca; Decapoda; Palaemonidae
Gene: dUTPase
Product: deoxyuridine 5'-triphosphate nucleotidohydrolase-like
Exons: 4
Coding region: 201-644 (147 amino acids)
Biological process (GO): dUMP biosynthetic process; dUTP catabolic process
Molecular function (GO): magnesium ion binding; dUTP diphosphatase activity
Source: RefSeq, a predicted model, not a curated record
AGGCCAUCAUACCCCUUCGUUGUGCUUUGAACUGACCCUUGAGGACGGAGAAGAGGACCCAUAUUUCGCGCCCAAAAGCGGACACACCCUGGCGGUUUCUUUCUUUGAAAUAAGUGCGGGAAACGGCCACUCGGAAUCUCCACUCCACGGUGUACAGACAGUCUCCACUACAGAACUGCGUUAGAAGAAAAGGAGGAAAAAUGCCCGCCGAAUCCAAGCUCGUUCUUCGUUUCAAAAAACUCACCGAACACGCUUUCGCUCCCUCUAAGGGCUCUAAUUGGGCAGCUGGGUAUGAUUUGUGCAGUGCAUAUGAUGAAACCAUUCCAGCUCAGGGUAAAGCCCUGAUAAAAACUGAUCUUCAGAUUGAGUUGCCCGAAGGGUGCUAUGGAAGAGUAGCACCACGGUCAGGGUUAUCAUGGAAGAAUCACAUUGAUGUUGGUGCUGGAGUUAUUGAUAGAGACUACAGAGGCAAUGUUGGUGUCGUACUUUUCAAUCACGCCAAGACCGAGUAUGAGGUUAAGAAAGGUGACCGUGUGGCGCAGCUAAUCUGUGAGAAAAUCUUCUAUCCUGACAUUGAGGAAGUGCAGGAACUGAGUGACACAGAUCGAGGCGAGGGUGGCUUUGGUUCAACAGGAAACCAGUGAGAAGUGAUGUAAUCUUAAGUAAAAUAAAGGCUGUGAUAACUUC